Molecule: messenger RNA, 1869 nt
Organism: Malania oleifera
Lineage: Eukaryota; Viridiplantae; Streptophyta; Magnoliopsida; Santalales; Ximeniaceae
Exons: 5
Coding region: 1-1869 (622 amino acids)
Source: RefSeq, a predicted model, not a curated record
AUGGUGAUGUGGAACCCCCAGUUGGUUAAGGUGAUCACAUGCCAGGUGAAUUCACAGGCAAUACAUAGCAGGAUCAAAUGUCAGAUUACUUCAAAUGAAUUCAUAGUUAGCUUCAUUUAUGGAUUUAACUCUCUAGUGAAAAGGAGAGAUAUGUGGAGGGAUCUAAUUCAGAUGGGAAGUGUUGUCUCAGGGCCAUGGCUACUGUUGGGAGAGUUCAACUAUGUCAUGUGUUCUGAGCAGAAAAGAAAUCGUAUUCCUCCCUCAGAAUAUGAGAUUAAGGAUAUAAGGGACUUCUCUAAUGAAGUAAGAUUAUGUGACUUAAAAUCUAAAGGAAAUUGGCUUACUUGGACCAAUGGUAAAGUUUGGUGCAAGCUUGAUCAUGUUGUGGUGAAUCAAGAUUGGAAAGGAACUGGGGAAAAUACCUUUAAAUUCUUCAAUAUGUGGAAGAACCAUGAGAACUUUAAGAGCACUAUUGAUCUAGCUUGGAAUCUGAAAGUUGAUGGUCACUACCAAUUCAGACUGGUAAAGAAACUACAAUCACUGAAAACUCCACUUAAGGCUCUUAACAAGCUUCAUUUUUCUCAUAUCUCCUCAAGAGCUGAAAGAGCUAGUGAGGAACUGAAUGAGAUUCAGGAAAGGUUACAUAAGGAGCCAAUGAAUUUAGAGUUGCAGAGGGAUUUGGGUGACAAGAGGAAACAAGCAGUUAUGCUUGAAGAAGCCAGUAGGCAGUUCCUUGCUCAGAUGGCUAAGAGUAAUUAUUUGAAAAACUGUGAUAGGGGCUCAGCCUGCUUCCAUGCUAUUUUGAAAAGAAGAAGUGCUCGGAAUCAUAUUGUUGCAAUCACCAAACAGAAUAGGGAGUUGACUGAAUCCUUUGAAGAAGUGGCAAAUGAAUUUGUGGAUUUUUACAUGCAGCUUCUGGGUGAGGGGCAGAAUUGUUCCAGAAUAGACGAGCAGGUACUCCUGAGAGGGCCAGUGUUGAAAGAUAACAUUGCUACACUUAUGGUGGCUCUUGUAACUGAUGAGGAAGUGAAGAAUGCUAUUUUUAAUAUUGAUGAAAGAAAAUUUCCAGGUCCUGAUGGGUUUUCAUCUGGAUUUUUCAAGGAAUCUUGGGGCAUUGUGGGUAGGGAUGUGGUCGAUUCAGUUAUUUUGUUACUUCAAGGAGAGGAAGGGGCUGAGGCAUGGGGACCCACUAUCUCCUUUGCUCUUUGUCUGGAAUACUUGUCAAGGAAACUGAGGACACUUGAAGGGAAAUUUUAUUUCAGGGGGGACUCUGUCUCAGUUAAACUUCAAAUGGAUUGCUUGUCUAAAUUUUACAAAUGCUCAGGGCUCUCAGCUAACAACCAUAAAUCAAGUUUGUAUCAGACAGGAAUCAAGAAGCAGAAUCUGGAGGAGAUUUUGAGGUUGAUAGGAUUCAAUCUUGGUGAGUUCCCCUUUAGAUAUCUGGGUAUCCCCCUGCUGGCAUCCAGAUUAAACUCUGUCCACUACAGUCCAGUGAUUGUGAAGCUUUGCAGGGCAUUCUUAUGGGGUGGUAGAAAAAAACCACUUGUAGCUUGGCAUGAUCUCCGUGUUCCUAAAUUAGAAGGGGGUCUGGGGAUUCUUGAUUUGAGUUCAAGGAACAAAGCACUACUGACAAAAGCUCUAUUGAAUGUUCAUUCGAAGAAGGACUCCCUGUGGUCGAAAUGGGUACACCAUGUGUAUUUAAGAGAUUUCUCUAUCUGGGAAGUGGCUGCAAAGAAGGAGGAUUCUAACUUGUUCAAAAAACUGGUAGAAGUCAGAGACCUUUUAGCUGGAAAAUGUGGCAGCUUGGAUAAUGCUCUGGAAUUGAUGAGAAAAUGGGAUCUGGACUCCCAUCAGUACUACGAAUUCUAG